CCAACCUCCCCCAAUCUCUCUCUCUCUCUCUCUCUCGCUCCCCUCCGCAACGCGCGACCUCACACGUCCCCCUCUUCCCGCUCUUCCUCCUCCUCCCCCUCCUCGCCUCCACUUCCACCUCGAAAUCCCUCCUCCAAUUCCAGCGCCCCGUCCCCGUACGCUUCGUCGAUCGGCGGUGGAUGCGGGUGGGGGUGGUGGUGGUAGGGAAGGGGCGAUCGAUCGAGCAUGGCCAAGGCGUGGGAGAAGGUGGCGACGGCGGCGGGGUUGGGUGGGUCGGGGGAGAGGCGCAAGUACCCGAUCCGCGUGGAGGACUACGAGCUGUACGAGGAGAUCGGGCAGGGGGUCAGCGCCAUCGUGUACCGAUCGCUCUGCAAGCCCCUCGACGAGAUCGUCGCCGUCAAGGUGCUCGACUUCGAGCGCACAAACAGUGACCUGAACAACAUCAUGCGUGAAGCUCAGACGAUGAUUCUCAUAGAUCAGCCUAACGUCAUGAAGGCACAUUGUUCAUUUACAAAUAACCACUCGUUGUGGGUGGUCAUGCCAUACAUGGCUGGAGGGUCUUGCCUUCACAUAAUGAAGUCAGUCUAUCCAGAUGGUUUUGAAGAAGCUGUCAUUGCAACUGUACUUCGUGAAGUCCUGAAAGGUUUGGAGUACCUUCAUCAUCAUGGGCAUAUACAUCGUGAUGUGAAGGCAGGGAAUAUACUUGUUGAUUCACGGGGUGUAGUCAAGCUUGGAGAUUUUGGGGUUUCUGCUUGCCUUUUUGAUUCUGGUGACAGGCAACGGGCUAGGAAUACUUUCGUGGGAACUCCUUGCUGGAUGGCACCAGAGGUUAUGGAGCAGCUACAUGGAUACGAUUUCAAGGCAGACAUAUGGUCCUUCGGAAUUACUGCACUUGAACUUGCCCAUGGUCAUGCUCCUUUCUCGAAGUUCCCUCCCAUGAAGGUCUUACUUAUGACACUUCAGAAUGCCCCUCCGGGCCUUGACUAUGAGAGAGAUAAGAAAUUUUCAAGGCAUUUCAAGCAAAUGGUUGCUAUGUGUCUGGUAAAAGACCCUUCAAAAAGGCCUACAGCGAAAAAAUUGCUGAAGCAACCCUUUUUCAAGCAAGCUCGCUCCAGUGAUUUCAUUAGUCGAAAGCUUUUGGAGGGAUUGCCUGGCCUUGGUGCCAGAUAUUUAGCUCUGAAGGAAAAGGAUGAAGUUUUACUUUCUCAAAAGAAAAUGCCUGAUGGACAGAAGGAAGAAAUCUCACAGGAUGAAUACAAAAGAGGCAUCAGUAGCUGGAACUUUGAUAUGGAUGACCUGAAGUCUCAAGCUUCACUUAUUACAGAGUGUGAUGACAGUAUAUCGUGCAAAGAUUCAGAUGCAUCAUGUUUCUAUGACUUGGACACCAUUUUACCAGAGCGAGCAACAGGACCUCAUAUGUCAAGAGUUUUUUCAAUUAAGUAUGAUACGGACACCGAAAAUGAUGUGAUGAGCAAUGAUAAGUCAGCAGUUUCAUCUCCUGAGCACCCCAUUUGUUUAGCAAGGAAUACAUCAAUGCUCAGGACUACAAACGGGGUACAUGCAAAUGGCCAGGUCAGGAAACACAGCUCCACAGAAAGUAGUGAACUGGACUUGCAAGAGAAAGAUUCAGAUGCUAUUCCAACCAGUUCAUUCAGCUCAUUUCAUGAAAGGAAGUUUUCUUUCAGUUCUUGCUCAUCUGAUGGAUUUCUUUCAUCCAAAGAGAGCUCGAAGCAUCAAAUUAACAUUCAUAACCGUGACAAGUGCAACGGAGGACCCUUGCAAGUUGCAGAUGAACCAUCCCCUGAAGCUGUUCCAAAGGUGCCUAAAUCAUCAGCAGCAAAUGUUGAGGACCACGACGAUAGAUCGAAACCUCCUCUUAUACAGCAAAGAGGCCGUUUUAAAGUUACGCCUGGGCAUGUUGAGUUGGAUAAGGCUCACUCACCUGGACUACAGAAGAGUCACAGCAUGCAGGCAAUUUCGCACCUUCCUUCGUUAAGUAUACCAUCCUCAAUUGAGGCUGCAUCAACCAUUAUUGGUGGGUCCCUUUAUAUGCAGCUGUACAAUGUUCUACAGACAAAUAUGCUUCAGAGGGAGCAAAUACUUCAUGCGAUGAAACAGUUAAGUGGUUGCGAUAUGGCAAUGACGUCACCUGCCUGCAUUGCUCCUGCAAGUCGCGCAUCAUCUCCAUCAUCAGCAUUAUCAAUUGACAGAUCAUUGUUGGAAGCGGCACACGAAAAGGAGAAGGAGCUGGUCAAUGAGAUCACUGAGCUGCAAUGGCGGUUAGUGUGUUCGCAGGACGAGAUACAGAGGCUCAAAGCAAAGGCAGCCCAGAUCUGAUCUUGUGGAGAUGCUGUUAGAUAUGGAACAGCACGGGAAGGAUUGAGAAGGUAUGUGUUAACAAUAAGGUUUUUGGAGGAGUUGAAAUGGAGACUUUUGGCAUAUCAGACAAGAAAAACAAUGGAGAGAUAAUAUUGUAGGGACUGCAGUCAGUCAUUAUCCUAGUCUAAAAAGGAUGUAUUGUUUUAUGCAAGUUAUAUCUUGCUGUUUAUGAUCAUCAGAGCGCCGGUUUUUAUCGAGGUGCCGUUAUGCAAGGGAAAACAAAUUGGAAUGUUCGCUAUCAUUAGCAAAAUCCUUGCACUUAUGUAUUUUUCUUUUGGUUUCAUGAUGCUUAGAGCAGUAGAACAAUACCCAGUGUGGAGUAAUCUGCGCGGACUUCUGUCAGUAUGGCAGUAUGCUGGUUCAUUUCAUUGUAACCACUCAGGGCAAAGUCUGUCAGUCGUGUAGCAAAGCAGUUACAUAUACUUGUAGUGUAAUUAUAUUGCCAUAUUGGCAGUUACUAUCUAUAAUUUACAUCCACAA
This is a messenger RNA of Oryza sativa Japonica Group (Japanese rice), 2859 nucleotides long. RefSeq names its product serine/threonine-protein kinase BLUS1. Lineage: Eukaryota; Viridiplantae; Streptophyta; Magnoliopsida; Poales; Poaceae. Gene Ontology annotation, molecular function: ATP binding; protein serine/threonine kinase activator activity; protein kinase activity. Gene Ontology annotation, biological process: protein phosphorylation. The record is from RefSeq and is a predicted model, not a curated record.